UGAUUUAGUUUCGGGGGAGAAAUUGAUCCUGGAUUGAAUUUAAUUUUGUGGUGAAUUGUGUCCCCAGUUCUCCCCCAACAUCCAUUUAAUGCAGUGCCUGCUACUAUAAUUGAGGACCCGAUUCGCCAUUUUUCUCACAAGCUUUGCCACGAGAGAGAGAGAGAGAGAGAGAGAGAGAGAGAGAAUGGGGAAAGGAGACGCAAAACUGCGAGGCAGUCAUGAUCACUACAAUGUGGCAAUCGAGCUUGGCCAUGACGAAAAGUUUGGAGGAGGAGGAGGAGAGGGACGGCGAGUCAGUUAUGUGAACUCCCUCUCUCCUCGUCAGAUGGAAACUCUGACCUCUCUCUGCGACACUUUCUUGCCCUCCAUUGCUCACCCUCAUCAUCCUUCGGACACCGAAGGCGAAGGCGAUGAGGAGGUUGCUAAGUUCUAUCAAACUUCAGCUUCCAUGGCCGGAACUCCGGAGAAGAUAGGGGGGCUCGUCAGCGAGAGGAUGAAACACCCAAAGCUCUGGCUGCUCCCUCUCACCUUGUGGCUCCUCUCGACAUGCAUCGGGACCUUCAUAUUGUGCGGCCGAAAAUGCUUCUCAAGCCACUUCCCGUACGUGCAGAGGUUUUCCGAGAUCCCGCAGCGGCGGAGGGAAGAGAUCGCGAGGCGGUGGUUUCGCAGCGUCUUCCCAGUGCUCCGGAUGUUCGCGCGAACCGUCAAGCUCCUCACCUUCCUCGUCUUCUUCACUCAGCUCGACGAGAAGGAUCGCAACCUUUCCUGGAAAGCGAUCGGCUAUGCCGGACCGGAUCCAGAUUUCGAAAACUCCAAGAAAUUAAAGCGUAUGUCUUGCCAAGUCUCAGCAGAUGAACAGCAAGGCCAAGAACAAGCGAAAGCCAAGAAUUGUUAUGAAGAUGAAGCUAUCUCCGGACCUCUUCAUCAAGGUCUUAUCCAAAUGGUGCACCCACAAGACAUCGUCACAAAAAGUCUCCGGCAGUUCGGUUUCCCCGUCCUCAUCUGUCCCUCAAACCAUAAUGUACGGAAGCCUCGUUUCCCAUCUUUGAGCAUCCAGUGCGAUGCAGUGGUGAUCGGUUCUGGUGCGGGCGGGGGAGUUGUUGCCGGUGUGCUUGCAAAGGCAGGCCACAAGGUGCUUGUCCUGGAAAAGGGAAGCUACUGUGCCAGGAGCAAUCUCUCCCUGCUCGAAGGGCCUACUAUGGAUCAAAUGUACCUCUCCGGCGGUCUCGUGGCAACCGAAGAUAUGAGCACACUGGUACUUGCGGGGUCCACCGUUGGAGGGGGCUCCACGAUCAACUGGUCCGCCUCCCUCAGGACACCGCAGCAUGUGAUGAACGAGUGGUCGAACAAAUAUGAUCUAGAGCUGUUCGACAGCAAGUUGUACCAGGAGGCACUGGAUGUCGUCUGCAAGAGAAUGGGAGUUCAGUCAGCAAUCAGCGAAGAAGGGUUCAACAAUGCAGUGCUCCGAAAAGGGUGUCAGGAAUUGGGCUAUCCUGUGAGCAACAUUCCUAGGAACUCACCCGCGGAUCACUAUUGCGGUUGGUGUUGCUUGGGCUGCAAGGAUGGGAAGAAAAAGGGCACCGCAGAGACAUGGUUGGUGGACUUAGUGGAAUCUGGGAAUGGGGCGAUCCUCCCCGGAUGCGAAGCCAUUGAGGUCCUGCACACAAGGCGGAGCGGAAGAGGGAGGGACACUGUGACCGGGGUCGCAUUCGAGUUUGAGCAUAAUGGGUUCAAGGAGGUCUGCAUCGUCGAGUCCAAUGUCACCAUCGUGGCAUGUGGGGCUCUUGGUACACCAGCUUUGCUAAAGAGAAGCGGCCUCAAAAAUCCUAAUAUCGGGAAGAACUUGCAUCUCCAUCCGGUGGCAAUGGCGUGGGGCUACUUCCCAGACACUAAGACAGUGGAUCUGUGGCCGGAGAAGGAGAAGAAGAGCUACGAAGGAGGAAUAAUGACGGCAAUGUCCCCAGUUGUAGGGAAUUUUGACAAGUCUGGGUAUGGCGCAGUGAUUCAGACCCCGGCUUUGCACCCGGGCAUGUUUUCGGUACUAAUGCCCUGGACGUCCGGCCUUGACAUGAAAGAAAGGAUGACCAAGUUCUCGAGGACAGCCCAUCUAUUUGCGCUUGCUAGGGAUAAAGGGUCAGGGACGAUCGCAUCAUCGACCUCUAUUAGUUACAAGAUGGAUGACACGGACGAGCACAAUCUGCAGAAAGGGCUCGAGAAGGUGCUGAGGAUACUGGCAGCAGCCGGGGCCGAAGAGAUUGGGACGCACCACAACGAAGGGAAAACACUGAAAGUGAAGCAAGUGAGCUACCACGAGUUCGAGCGGUUUGUGAAGGAAGAGAGCGCCAGGCCGAUAAAGGGCCAGUCAACACCAAUAUGCUCUGCCCACCAGAUGGGGAGCUGCCGGAUGGGCCCCAACCCGAGAAGCUCGGUAGUGAACCCGAUGGGCGAGACGUGGGAAGUGGAAGGGCUGUAUGUGGCCGAUACCAGCGUUUUUCCAACGGCACUGGGCGUGAAUCCAAUGGUCACCGUCCAGGCCAUCGCAUACUGCACCGCACAAUCGGUCCUUGAAGCUCUCAGGAGGAAGAAGAGCAGACAUUGAUCGUCAUGUACACAAUCGCAUACUUCUUUUCGUUCUCUUGCUUUUCAGUUUCACCUCUCAUUGCAACAAAGCUUUUGGUGCGCACUGGGUGCGCAACAGCAAAAGAAUUGCGGAAGAUUGCCUUGCUUUCUUGCCGUAUUUUCUGCUUCUUCAACCAACCAAACUCCCUGUAAUUUGUCUGCCUAAAUUGAUCAAAUCUAGCGAGGUAACCUCCCAA
Messenger RNA from Eucalyptus grandis, 2816 nucleotides. Its product is annotated as long-chain-alcohol oxidase FAO4A. The transcript is spliced from 3 exons. Gene Ontology annotation, molecular function: flavin adenine dinucleotide binding; long-chain-alcohol oxidase activity. NCBI's taxonomy places the organism in Eukaryota, Viridiplantae, Streptophyta, Magnoliopsida, Myrtales, Myrtaceae. Bases 185 to 2599 code for a protein of 804 amino acids. The record is from RefSeq and is a predicted model, not a curated record.